AUGCAGCAGCCACCAGUGUCAUGCCACAUCCUCCCGUGUCAUGCCACAUCCUCCCGUGUCAUGCCACAUCCUCCCGUGUCAUGCCACAUCCUCCCAUGUCAUGCCACAUCCUCCCGUGUCAUGCCACAUCCUCCCGUGUCAUGCCACAUCCUCCCGUGUCAUGCCACAUCCUCCCGUGUCAUGCCACAUCCUCCCGUGUCAUGCCACAUCCUCCCGAGUCAUGGCACAUCCUCUAGUGUCAUGCACAUCCUCCCGUGUCAUGCCACAUCCUCCAUGUCAUGCCACAUCCUCCAUGCCACAUCCUCCAGUGUCAUACCACAUCCUCCCGUGUCAUGCCACAGUGUCUCUCACAUCAUGCCACAUCCUCCUGUCAUCCUCAGUGUCAUGUGUGUCAUGCCACAUCCUCCAGUGUCAUACCCAUCAUCCUCCUCCGUCAUACCCACAUCCUCCUCCGUGUCAUACCACAUCCUCCAGUGUCAUGCCACAUCCUCCCGUGUCAUGCCCCCAUCCUCCCGUGUCAUGCCAUCAGUGUGUCAUGCCCACAUCCUCCCGUGUCAUCCAGUGUCAUGUCAUACCCCUCCCGUGUCAUGCCACACAUCCUCCCCGUGUCAUCAUUAUCCUCCCGUAUGUCAUGCCACAUCCUCCUGUCAUCAUCCCCUCCCGUGUCAUGCCACAUCCUCCCGUGUCAUGCCACAUCCUCCAUGUCAUACAUCCUCCCGUGCACCAUCUCCCCGCCCACAUCCUCCCAUGUCAUGCCACAUCCUCCGUGUCAUGCCACAUCCCGUGUCAUGCCACAUCCUCCCGUGUCACGUUGUCAUAGUGUCAGUGUGUCAUGGUGUCAUGCCACAUCCUCCCGUGUCAUGCCACAUCCUCCCGUGUCAUGCCACAUCCUCCCGUGUCAUGCCACAUCCUCCCAUGUCAUGCCACAUCCUCCCGUGUCAUGCCACAUCCUCCCGUGUCAUGCCACAUCCUCCCGUGUCAUGCCACAUCCUCCCGUGUCAUGCCACAUCCUCCCGUGUCAUGCCACAUCCUCCCGAGUCAUGGCACAUCCUCUAG
Molecule: messenger RNA, 1056 nt
Organism: Homarus americanus (American lobster)
Lineage: Eukaryota; Metazoa; Arthropoda; Malacostraca; Decapoda; Nephropidae
Product: atrophin-1-like
Exons: 1
Coding region: 1-1056 (351 amino acids)
Source: RefSeq, a predicted model, not a curated record